Orbicella faveolata is the source of this 361-nucleotide messenger RNA. RefSeq names its product transketolase-like. Lineage: Eukaryota; Metazoa; Cnidaria; Anthozoa; Scleractinia; Merulinidae. Gene Ontology annotation, molecular function: transketolase activity; thiamine pyrophosphate binding. The record is from RefSeq and is a predicted model, not a curated record.
ACGAGGCACGCUAAACAAAUUCGUUCACUCGCGCUGCAAACGGGCUUCGGAGUGGAACUAAUUAUUGUCCUUUUCCUAGUGUUAACUUGGUUUAAAUCUGAGCAAAAUGGGAGAAGCUUAUCACCGACCAGACCAGAAAACGCUCCAAGCUUUGAAAGAUAUGGCUAGCAAGCUUCGAAUUCAUAGCAUCGAGUCCACGAAUACGGCUGGCUCUGGGCAUCCAACUUCAUGCUGCUCUAUCGCAGAAAUAAUGUCGGUUCUGUUUUUCCACACAAUGCGCUACAAAGUGUCCAAUCCAAGGGAUGCUUCAAGUGACAGAUUCAUCUUGUCAAAGGUGGGUAGAUGAUUCUGUUGAACUUUA